This is a messenger RNA of Syzygium oleosum, 751 nucleotides long. RefSeq names its product glutaredoxin-C9-like. Lineage: Eukaryota; Viridiplantae; Streptophyta; Magnoliopsida; Myrtales; Myrtaceae. The transcript has a single exon. The record is from RefSeq and is a predicted model, not a curated record. Bases 131 to 562 code for a protein of 143 amino acids.
AGCAUGCAAUGUGACCAACCCCCUCUUUCGCAUAUAUACCGAAACCGCCCGUCCUUUCAAAGUCCCCCCUGCGCAAGAACCCUAGACCUCUCUGUUUCUCUCUGUUUCUCUCUAAAUCUCUGUGGGGAAGAUGCAACUGAUGCCCAAGGAAGCUGCUGCUGCUGCUGCUGCGGCUGCGGGGAUCCCGGCGAGCGACGGCGGCAUGCGGAGCUCGCCCGGGAGCUCCUACGAGGCGGUGAGGCGCCUCGCGGCCGGCAGCGCGGUGGUGCUCUUCAGCACGAGCGGGUGCUGCAUGUGCACCGUGGCCAAGAGCCUCCUCUUCGGCCUCGGCGCCGGCCCCACCGUGGUGGAGCUCGACGAGCUCGACGGCAGCGGCCGCGACAUCCACGCCGUCCUCUACCAGCUCGCCGCCGCCGCCGCCCCCGGCGGAGGCGACCGUCGGGCGCUCCCGGCGGUCUUCGUGGGCGGCAAGUUCCUCGGCGGCCUCGAGGCCCUGAUGGCCUGCCACAUCAAUGGCACCCUCGUCCCGCUCCUCAAGGACGCCGGCGCUCUCUGGCUGUGACGCCGCUCCGGUGCCCUCGCCGGAACAUGCUUGCGACGCCAUCGCCGCCGAAUAUGCGAUCUUAGCUAAUACUCCUCCUUCUACUACCUAGGUUCUAGUUGUAUUUCUUUCUUAAACUUAUAUAGUGUUAUAUAUGAAAAAUGAAAGUAUUGAAGAUGAUAUAUAAAAAUGAAUUACUCAUGUUUUAUA